Molecule: messenger RNA, 894 nt
Organism: Verticillium nonalfalfae
Lineage: Eukaryota; Fungi; Ascomycota; Sordariomycetes; Glomerellales; Plectosphaerellaceae
Exons: 1
Coding region: 1-894 (297 amino acids)
Molecular function (GO): N-acetyltransferase activity
Source: RefSeq, a predicted model, not a curated record
AUGGUCACAAAUCACCUGGCGGGCAAGGUCGGUUCUCAUGUCUCUCGAGACCUUGCGCAAGACUUGGAAUCUAUCCAACAUAUCCUCACCGACACCCGCCUAUCCAUUCCUGCCCUUCAAUUGCUCUUAAAAACAGGCAACCAAUGUUCGAUACCAUCAUUAGACAAAGAUGAUGCCAUUACCAACGCGGCCCUCGAGGAACUCGUUCAAAUGGACCUCGUGACGGCAACGGACCCGCCGAAAUUGACGCCACGGGGUGCGGCCUGCACGCAAGCCGCCCUGAAUCACCACGCCGGCCCCGUAGACCGCGCAGCGCCAUCACCGCCGGCCGUCCGCGUCCUCCCCGGCUACCGACCGGGCUUCCUCGCCCGCUGCCUCGACAUGCACAUGGCCUACUACCACGCCAUCACAGGGUGGGGCCUCGCCUUCGAGACGGCCCUCGCGCGCGACUUUGGCGACAUCCUCGCCCGCCUCGCCUCGAGCCCGACGUCGCAGGUCUGGUCGGCCCUGGGACCGGACGACGGCAUCCUCGGCACGGUGCUCCUCGACGCGAGCGACGCCGACGUCGCGGGAGCCGCGCCACGCCGCCGGAGCGCGCAGCUGCGGGGCUUCAUCGUCGACCCCGCGGCGCGGGGGCUGGGCGUCGGUCGGAAGAUGCUCGACGCCGUCAUGGCGCACGUCCGGGCGGCGGGCGUGGAGGAGGUGAUGCUGCACACGAUGGGCUCGCUCGAGGCGGCGGUGCAUCUGUACCGCGGGGCCGGGUUCGUCGUGGAGAGCGUGUACGAGCAGGUCGUCUGGGAGGUGAGCCUUCCGCAGAUGAGGCUCAUCUGGCGGGCGGACGGCGCCGCCGCCGCCGCCGCCGCUGUGCAGGCCGCGGAGCUUGGUCCCUUGUGA